GAAUUUCUUAAACCUUCAGCUGAUUCCCUGCAUGGAUUUCCUCUGCUUUCAGAGAUGCCUGCCUUGAUGGCGCUGAGGAAGAGAGCUCAGGGGGAGAAGCCCCUCGCCGGUGCCAAGGUGGUGGGCUGCACUCACAUCACCGCCCAGACUGCUGUGCUGAUGGAGACUCUGUCAGCUCUCGGGGCUCAGUGCAGAUGGGCAGCGUGCAACAUCUACUCCACCCAGAACGAAGUGGCAGCAGCCCUGGCAGAAGGAGGCUUCAACGUUUUUGCGUGGAAGGGUGAGUCAGAGGACGACUUCUGGUGGUGCAUCGACCGCUGCGUCAACGUGGAAGGCUGGCAGCCCAACAUGAUCCUGGACGACGGUGGAGACCUGACUCACUGGAUUUAUAAAAAAUAUCCCAACAUGUUCAAAAAGAUCAAGGGCAUCGUAGAGGAGAGUGUUACUGGUGUCCACAGGUUGUAUCAGCUCUCUAAAGCAGGAAAGUUGUGUGUUCCAGCCAUGAAUGUCAACGACUCCGUCACCAAACAAAAGUUUGACAACCUUUACUGCUGCAGGGAGUCCAUCUUAGACGGCUUGAAGAGGACCACCGACGUCAUGUUUGGAGGCAAACAGGUGGUGGUGUGUGGAUAUGGAGAGGUUGGAAAAGGCUGCUGCGCUGCCCUCAAAGCGAUGGGCUCCAUCGUCUACGUCACAGAGAUCGACCCCAUCUGUGCCUUGCAGGCCUGCAUGGACGGCUUCAGGCUGGUGAAACUCAACGAGGUCAUCAGACAAGUGGACAUCGUCAUCACCUGCACCGGCAACAAGAACGUGGUGGUGAGGGAGCACCUGGACCGCAUGAAGAGCAGCUGCAUCGUCUGCAACAUGGGACACUCCAACACCGAGAUCGAUGUGGCAAGCCUGCGGACCCCUGAGCUAACCUGGGAGAGGGUGCGCUCACAGGUGGACCACGUCAUCUGGCCCGAUGGCAAGAGGAUAGUCCUGCUGGCAGAGACGAGUACGUGGCCAGCUUACAUCUCCCCACGUUUGACGCACAUCUCACCGAGCUGUCCGACGAGCAGGCCAAGUACCUGGGCUUGAACAAGAAUGGCCCCUUCAAGCCAAACUACUAUAGGUAUUAAACCAGUGUAAAGGGGUGCUAGCUGAGGAAAUGUCAAAACUCCACACAUCACGCACCCACGGGGAGGAGGAGGACGUACAGAAUAAACACCUGCUUUACAUCUGGAGUUUUCCCUGCACCCAUGGGACUCGUUUUAUUUAUUCACAGCGGCGAUAUUUAAAAGAAAAAAUAUACAAGUAACUCGAGCCGCUCCUGCCAUUUGCUGUUCUUUUCCUAAAAGUUCUACUUCGUCAUUUUGCCUUCAUCCUUCUCUUCAGUCGCUCGUCGGUGUCAACACGUCGAUAACUCCUCCCUCCCUUUGCCACAGUUUUUUAAUUUUUAUCUGCUAAAGAUGGAAAUGCAGGCGGUCUAUACAAAACAUUGAACUUAAAAAAGAG
Nematolebias whitei (Rio pearlfish) is the source of this 1497-nucleotide messenger RNA. Its product is annotated as putative adenosylhomocysteinase 3. The record is from RefSeq and is a predicted model, not a curated record. Gene Ontology annotation, cellular component: cytosol. Lineage: Eukaryota; Metazoa; Chordata; Actinopteri; Cyprinodontiformes; Rivulidae. Gene Ontology annotation, biological process: L-methionine cycle.